UCGUAUUGAACUAGCGCGAGGCUGUGCACAUAGGAUUUAGAGAGGCGAGAGAAGGGAAGACAGGAGAAAGGCGAGACUACAGCACUUCAGACAGCUCAACAACACAGACACUAAUAGAAAAUCAGAAGGUCAAGGUGAACAAGCUCCCCAGAUCACUAUGGCCAAAGGGGACCCCAGGAAGCCCAAGGGCAAGAUGUCUGCUUAUGCCUACUUUGUACAGACUUGCCACGAAGAGCACAAGAAGAAGACCCCUGAGAUCCCUGUCAACUUCACCGAGUUCUCCAAGAAAUGCUCUGGAAGAUGGAAGAUGAUGACAGAGAAGGAGAAAUCUAAGUUUGAAGAUAGGGCCAGACAGGACAAGGUGCGUUAUGACGCCGAGAUGAUGCACUACGCCCCAGGCGGCAAGAGGGGCAAGAAGAAGGACCCCAAUGCCCCCAAGAGACCACCCUCGGGUUUCUUUGUCUUCUGCUCGGAUCAUCGGCCCAAAAUCAAGGCCCAGUUCCCCGGCCUCGGCAUCGGAGACGUGGCCAAGAAACUCGGUGAGAUCUGGAACGGCCUUCCCGAUGCCAGUAAGCAGCCGUUCCUGAUAAAAGCUAACAAGCUGAAGGACAAGUACCAGAAGGAUGUUGCUGACUACAGGUCAGGCAAGGGGAAGGUGUGUAGCGGUGGCGGUGGCAGUGUCGGCAUCGGUGGCGGUGGCGGCGGCGGCGGCGGCGGUGGUGGUGGUGGUGGUGGUGGUGGCGGCGGCGGCGGCGGCAUGAGUAUGAGUAUGAGUAUGGGCAAUGGCAUGGCCAUGGGUGGCAUGGCCAUGGGGAUGACCAUGGGCAUGGCACCUAAGCAGAUGAUGAAAAGCCAAAAGGACGAUGAUGAUGACGAUGAUGAGGAGGAUGAUGAGGAAGACGAGGACGAGGACGAUGAGGAGGAUGACGAAUAGACUGGGUUUGCCCAUGUGUUCUACUAUAAUUAGGCUAUAAUUACAUUAUUAUUAUUUUAUUUUUAUCCCAGCAAUUUGUUUUACAGUUGAAGUGCAGUAGGGAUAAGGAAGUUGUCCCUUCGAUCUGACUUCCCCUCCCAAUUUCUACCAUUCAAACAAAAACAUUAUUUUAAGUAUACGUGUUUACUGUACCUGCUCUGCAUCUCAAAAUGUGCUGCACUCAGCUGCAGGGCCACCAGUAGACUUUAGGAGCCCUUAACUUUCCGAGAAGUGUAUGUGUGUUUCUGUGUGUGUGUGUCGGCACGAGUGUGUGUGUGUUGGGAGAGAAAGGGGGUUCAAUUUUCAAAGGUCCUAAUGUACUAGAGAAGGAUACGUUUCAGGAUUUUGGUUGAGCUCUGGUACGGUCUGGACUGUCAUUUCAUAAGGGGGUGAUUAAAGACAGGGCCUUGGAGCCCUAAGUAUUCCAAUCAUAGGUGGUGCUGGUCAUGCUCUGGUUUGAGGUAUAGAACCACUGCUGUGAGAGAGCAGACCCUGGCUCCUACCCCUGGCUCUGUGUGUGUGUGUGUGUGUGAGUGUGUGUGUGUGCGUGUGUUGCAUCCACAAUGUUGUCACAGUCCAAUGUAUUGUCGAUCUCUCUGUAUUUAUCUCACCUGUUGUAUAAUGAGAUGCAUUUAAACAAGUGGUAGCAUUGCAGCAUUUAAACAUGCUCUUGUUUUAUUAUCCUUGGCAAAGAGAUGUCAAAGGUGGUGUGUGUAACUGUAUAUGCUUGAUAUAGACUAGUUAUUUUCUUGUGUUUUUGUUACUUUCAUAGGUAUUGAAAACUGUACAUGUGUUGGUGUGGAUGCCAACGCAUCACACACUACUUCAGUCUAUAAGUUAAGCCCAUGGUUUUAUUUUGCAUUGUUGUGGGGCAAUUUGGAACUAAAAAUCGACAGAGUUCCAGAAUAUCACUUUAUAGGUGCCUGUUAGCCCUUAGUGACCAGGGCCCUUGUGUUCAUCUGAAGAAAGAAAGAAAAGAGAAAGGCGUAGAGAUUUCUCUCUCUUUCUUAGAUAUCUUAAAGGUUUUUAUUUUUUUCCUUUUGGCGAAGUGCAUUUUUUAUGUUAACUGUUGUGUAUUCCUCAUGUUUCAUGAACAAACAGAGAGAGAGUGCGACUGUUGAUGAUAAAUCUGUACUUAUAUGUAUCUAAGAUUUUUCUUUUAUAUGUUUAGGAUGCUAUGUUUGCAAUUAAACGACACAUGCAGUUUUAUAGCUGUGCUAUUUUAUUUUGAUGCUACUUCUUCUGCCCAUCUCAUAGGCUAGAAGGAACAACAAGGAGUCUUUUAUUAACAAAUUAAUGUGUUUGUCUCUUAUUAAUGAACAACCUGGAGACUUGUAAUAAAGACACCAAACAUA
Molecule: messenger RNA, 2328 nt
Organism: Clupea harengus (Atlantic herring)
Lineage: Eukaryota; Metazoa; Chordata; Actinopteri; Clupeiformes; Clupeidae
Gene: hmgb3a
Product: high mobility group box 3a
Source: RefSeq, a predicted model, not a curated record